This is a messenger RNA of Loxodonta africana (African savanna elephant), 1248 nucleotides long. It is a transcript of the gene CHAD, whose product is annotated as chondroadherin. The coding region runs from base 1 to 1080 and encodes 359 amino acids. The transcript is spliced from 3 exons. Gene Ontology annotation, cellular component: extracellular matrix. The record is from RefSeq and is a predicted model, not a curated record. Lineage: Eukaryota; Metazoa; Chordata; Mammalia; Proboscidea; Elephantidae. Gene Ontology annotation, molecular function: protein binding.
AUGGCCCGCCCGGUGCUCCUGCUCAGCCUCGGCCUCCUGGCCGGCCUGCUGCCGGCGCUGGCCGCCUGCCCCCAGAACUGUCACUGCCACGGUGACCUGCAGCACGUCAUCUGCGACAAGGUGGGGCUGCAGAAGAUCCCCAAGGUGUCAGAGAAGACCAAGCUGCUCAACGUACAGCGCAACAACUUCCCGGUGCUGGCUGCCAACUCGUUUCGGGCCAUGCCGAACCUCGUGUCGCUGCACCUGCAGCACUGCCAGAUCCGCGAGGUGGCCGCCGGCGCCUUCCGCGGCCUCAAGCAGCUAAUCUACCUGUACCUGUCCCACAACGACAUCCGCGUGUUGCACGCUGGUGCCUUCGACGACCUAACCGAGCUCACCUACCUCUACCUGGACCACAACAAGGUGACUGAGCUGCCCCGGGGGUUGCUCUCCCCACUCGUCAACCUUUUCAUCCUGCAACUCAACAACAACAAGAUCCGCGAGCUGCGCGCAGGCGCCUUCCAGGGCGCCAAGGACCUCCGCUGGCUCUACCUGUCAGAAAAUGCGCUCAACACCCUGCAGCCUGCUGCUCUGGACGACGUGGAGAACCUUGCCAAGUUCCACCUGGACAGGAAUCAGCUGUCCAGCUACCCCUCCGCUGCUCUGAGCAAGCUGCGGGUGGUGGAGGAGCUGAAGCUGUCCCACAACCCCCUAAAGAGCAUCCCUGACAAUGCCUUCCAGUCCUUCGGCAGAUACCUGGAGACCCUUUGGCUGGACAACACCAACCUGGAGAAGUUCUCAGAUGGUGCCUUCCUGGGUGUGACCACACUGAAACAUGUCCAUCUGGAGAACAACCGCCUGAGCCAGCUGCCCUCCAACUUCCCAUUUGAAGGCCUGGAGACCCUCACGCUUACCAACAACCCCUGGAAGUGUACCUGCCAGCUCCAGGGCCUUCGGCGGUGGUUGGAAGCCAAGACCUCCCGCCCAGAUGCCACCUGCAGCUCACCCUCCAAGUUCAGGGGUCAGCACAUCCGGGACACAGCUGCCUUCCGCGGCUGCAAGUUCCCCACCAAGAGGUCCAAGAAAGCUGGCCGCCAUUAAAGAGGUGGGAAGCUCCCCCACUCCACUCUCUGGAGAUUCCAGCAAGUGAGGAGGGUGUCCCAGGAUACUCCCUCCCCCAGACCAGACUCUCCAUUUCUGCAGGGAGAGGAGGGGAGGACUGGGCCCCAGUUAAGGGAGGAAAUGAUUCCGCCCAGGACACCCUCUAUC